This is a messenger RNA of Polyodon spathula (Mississippi paddlefish), 1232 nucleotides long. RefSeq names its product tripartite motif-containing protein 16-like. The transcript is spliced from 6 exons. Gene Ontology annotation, molecular function: protein binding. The record is from RefSeq and is a predicted model, not a curated record. The coding region runs from base 195 to 1139 and encodes 314 amino acids. Lineage: Eukaryota; Metazoa; Chordata; Actinopteri; Acipenseriformes; Polyodontidae.
UCUAAAACGAUUGCGAGAUACCUCUUUUUAAAUUUGUCCAGAUCUCUUCAAAUGCAAUUUGAGAUCUCUCUCUAAAACGACUGAGAGACAUCUUGGGUUUAAUUUCAUUUUCGUGGAGUCGUUUCAAAGGCGACGCUGAUCCACAGUUGUUAAGGAAGCAGGAAAUAGCAGUGAAAAUUCAAAUAUAGGCGGAGAUGGCGUCUCCUGGACGGACGACACCAAAACAGGAGGAUGAGGAGGAGCAGAAAAAACAGCCGGAGGAAGGCAGGAGAAGCAGCCCCCCGGCCCCGACCCCCCCUCACGUGUCAGAGAGCAGCUCUCAGGAGGUUGUGGAGGGGCAGCAGCAGUCUGGAGAGAGGCAGGAUGAUCCGGGGGCCUCCUCCCCCCCUCCUGGCAUGACGAGACGGAAGAGCAUGAGCCCACCUCCCAACCUGUCUGGGAGCAGCUCUCAGGACGAGGAGCAGCCCGGACCCUCCACUGAUCCUGGGAAGAGGAAGAGAGGCGCCAGCCCCCCUUCUCCUUGUCCUCCUCCUCCUGUUCCUCCUCCUGGCCAGAGUGGAGAGACCAGGAACAGAGAAGACUUCUUAAAAUAUUUCUGUCGGCUCUCGCUGGACCCCGACACGGCUCAAAGAAACCUCCAGCUCUCUGCAGACGGCAGCAGCGUGUCGUGGGGGAGGCAGCUGCAGCCGCACCCCGAUCUCCCGCAGCGCUUCCACACGGUGCCCCAGGUCCUGUGCAAGGAGGGCCUGUCCGGGGCUCGCUGCUACUGGGAAGUGGAGUGGACUGGAGACUGGGUUCUCAUCGGAGUCGCCUACGCUGGGAUCGGCAGGAAAGGCUGGGCUGGGGACUGCGUCAUCGGGGGCAGCGACCGGUCCUGGAGCCUGGACUGGGACGGGACCACCUACACCGCCUGGCACCGGAACCAGGAGACGGAAAUCGCCGCCCCCUACUGCCCCAGGAUAGCGGUGGACCUGGACUACCCGGCCGGGACGCUGUCGUUCUACAGCGUCUCCCCGGAGCGCUCCACGCUGACCCUCCUGCACGCCUUCCGUGCCACCUUCACGGAGCCGCUCUACCCCGGGUUCAAGCUGUGCCACGACUCCACCAUCACCCUCUGCCAGCCCGAACCGGAGAGCUAGGGUCGCCCUGGUACUGGCUCCGGGUUCAAAUCCCGGCAGGGCCACCGGCUCGCUGUGUGUGUGCGUAUGUGCGUAUGUGCUUGUGUGUGUGCU